Dentiscutata erythropus is the source of this 735-nucleotide messenger RNA. NCBI's taxonomy places the organism in Eukaryota, Fungi, Glomeromycota, Glomeromycetes, Diversisporales, Gigasporaceae. The record is from the annotation of a GenBank genome assembly.
AUGACCAAGUUCGCAGAACUUCAAAUAAUGAACCAAAUGACCAAGUUCGCAGAACUUCAAAUAAUGAACCAAAUGACCAAGUGCGAAGAACUUCAUUUAAUGAUCAAAGUGGCCAAGUGCGAAGAACUUCGUUUAAUGAUCAAAGUGACCAAGUGCAAAGAACUUCGUUUAAUGAUCAAGAUCAAAGUGAUCAAGUGUGAAGAACUUCGACUAAUGAUCAAGAUCAAAGUGACCAAGUGCAAAGAACUUUAUUUAAUGAUCAAGAUCAAAGUGACCAAGUGCGAAGAGCUUCAUUUAAUGAUCAAGAUCAAAGUGACCAAGUGUGAAGAACUUCGUUUAAUGAUCAAAGUGACCAAGUGCGAAGAACUUCAUUUAAUAAUCAAAGUGACCAAUUGCGAAGAACUUCAUUUAAUGAUCAAAGUGACCAAGUGCGAAGAACUUCGUUUAAUGAUCAAAGUGACUAAUGACCAAGUGCGAAAAACUUCGAUUAAUAGUCAAAGUGAUCAAAAUGUUCAAGAUGACCAAGUGCGAAGAAUUUCAACUAAUGAUAAAAAUGACAAAGUGCGAAGAACUGUGCAACCAAUAAAUGAUCAAAUGCAAAUAGUUUCACAACAAAUAGUGGAAAUAGAUGAUGAUGAGGCAUCGGUAAAUAAUUCUGGUUUCCUUGAAGAGUUAUUGCCCUCAAAUUCUAGAGUUGGAGGUUUGGCAUCAACACAAUUUCAUAUACAGCAAUAG